UAUUGCACCGUGCCUCAAUUCGAGAAAGAGAGAGAUUUCUUCCACCAUUCCUUCGCAGGAUUUGGCGUUCAUCCGUACAUAUUCUUCUCGUGGAGACCGUUUCCCUCGUCUCUCUGUUUCCUUGCCACGUCUCCUCUCUCUCUCUCUCCAUCAACAUUUCCUUUAUUUAUUUAUUUUAUUUAUGGAUUUUCUUCUUUCCCUCCGUUCUCUCGUUCCUCUCAUCGGUUUUCUCUCCCAACCAUAUGAAUUCUCGAAAUAUGUCGAAAACAAAAAUCCACGCAAAUCUGUUGAUGGGUUUUGUAGACAAGACCCUCUUUGUCAAAACCCAGAUGGGAUUUCCCUUCUAAGGUUAUCCAUCUGGAGAUUUCUUUCAGUCUUCUAAUGAGUGGAAGAGGAGAAAGAGGAUUUAUACUGAUGAAUUGAUGGGAAAUUACUGCUGGAGAUGGGCUGGAGAUCAUUCGCUGCAAAUUUGUUAAGGAAUUCGGCUCCCGAUGGCUUGCUUCUAGCCGAAAUUCAUGGCAAGAGGUAUUUGUGGGCCCAUCCUUGAGACAAUUGAAGCCUGUAAACGGCUAUUAAUCAUUCGAGAUGAUCACUGUUCCGUCCGAAAAGAUGUCGCAUGAACACAAAAAGAUGGAUCCUAAUAAAAGCAGAACUAAUUCAACUAGCAACCUGAGUUCAUGUUCAGGAGCACUUACAAAUUCAGAAACAACAACAAACACAAAAACAAGUGAUGCAAAGAUCAGUGAUUGUAGCAACAGCGUUAACCGAGGGAGCAAUAGUAGCAUCGGCAGCAACAGCAUAGACAGCUUUGUUUCUGCACCCAUCAAACCCCACACUGGCGGCGAUGGUCGUUGGGAUGCCAUUCAAUUGGCCACCUCAAGAGAAUCCCCUCUUGGACUCAGUCAUUUCAGACUCCUCAAGCGUCUUGGUUAUGGUGACAUUGGCAGUGUCUAUCUCGUUGAACUCAGAGGAACUAACACCUUCUUUGCCAUGAAAGUGAUGGACAAGGCGUCAAUUGCAAGUAGAAAUAAACUGAUCCGAGCACAGACAGAAAGGGAAAUUCUUGGUCUCCUGGAUCACCCCUUCUUGCCUACCCUCUACUCCUAUUUUGAGACGGAGAAGUUCUAUUGCCUGGUCAUGGAGUUCUGCAGUGGGGGUAAUCUCCAUUCCCUUCGGCAGAAGCAGCCCAACAAGUAUUUCAAUGAGCAUGCUGCACGGUUUUAUGCUUCUGAGAUAUUACUUGCUCUGGAGUAUUUGCAUAUGCUGGGGAUCAUCUACAGGGACCUGAAGCCAGAAAAUGUGCUAGUGAGAGAGGAGGGUCACAUCAUGCUCUCUGACUUUGAUCUUUCGCUGCGGUGCUCUGUGAAUCCGACACUCGUCAAGUCCUCAUCUGCCCAUGUCAGUGGUGAAGGCAUACUCGACUCUGACCAUGUGGUGGCCGGGUGCAUCCAGCCAACAACCUUCUUCCCACGCAUCCUACCUAAGAAGAACCGCAAGUCUAAAUCGGAUUUCGGGCUCUUUUCUAAUGGGUCACUCCCAGAACUGAUGGCAGAACCAACAAAUGCAAGAUCGAUGUCCUUUGUCGGGACCCAUGAGUAUUUGGCCCCAGAGAUAAUACGGGGGGAGGGUCAUGGUAGCGCAGUGGAUUGGUGGACAUUCGGUAUCUUCCUAUACGAGCUGCUGCAUGGAACGACUCCUUUCAAGGGUCAAGGCAACCGCGCCACUCUCUUUAACGUGGUAGGCCAACCGCUGAAGUUCCCCGAUGCACCUUCUGUUAGCCAUGUGGCACGAGACCUCAUCCGUGGCCUUCUAGUGAAGGACCCACAAAAACGGAUAGCCUACAGAAGGGGGGCCACAGAGAUAAAGCAACACCCAUUCUUUGAGGGAGUGAAUUGGGCUUUGGUGAGGUGCGCCACACCGCCACACAUACCUGAGCCUGUUGACUUUGGGCGCUUUGCUAGUAAGGAGGUGCCCCAUGUGGAGAAGAGCUUUGCAAGUAAGGAGGUAGCCCAUGCCGAGAAGAGCUUUGCCAGUAAGGAGGUGCCCCAUGUGGAGAAGAAGGUGGUUGAAAAUGGUGGUGGUGGAAAUAAGAACAACUCUCAGGGCUCACAUCUUGAUUUUGAGUACUUUUAGGGAAAUGGGGUAGCUAAUCUGAUGCCUGUACACACAUCCUAGGAAGGAUAGAUUGGAGUGGGAAGAGCAUGUGUUGUUUCCUUCGUAUUGCUCGGGCAAACAUUAACAAAUCAGGAUUUUUUUGGAAGAUGGCACACUACUGAUUAUGUGACGCCCGGUCCAGGUCCCUAAAAAUCAUAGUAGUUUGAAAAUCUAGAUUUUCAAGAAAUCAUUCCCCAAACAUGGCUUUGGUAUAUUGGGGAGAAAGUAAAUUGCAUUGAGAUGGGAUAUAGAUUUUCAAUGAAGAUUUUAUUUUAUUUUAUAUUUGUUGAAGUUGGAGAAAUAAACGAUGACGUUUGCAUCGGAUGAGAAAUACAUGCAAAUAUAGUUUUUGUAAGGCUAGUAGAAAAUCAUCAUUUUUGUAUAAUCUCUACAUUGGCUGUAUGUAAUUUUUACCCAUUGGUUGGGGGAAGCUCUCCCUUCUUCUGUACAUGAAAUUGUUGUUAAUAUACUAAAUAAAAUGCCCUAAAACAUUCUCUUUUGAAAUUUAUGCCUCA
Magnolia sinica is the source of this 2669-nucleotide messenger RNA. Its product is annotated as serine/threonine-protein kinase AGC1-7-like. The transcript has 4 exons. Gene Ontology annotation, molecular function: ATP binding; protein serine/threonine kinase activity. The record is from RefSeq and is a predicted model, not a curated record. Gene Ontology annotation, cellular component: plasma membrane; cytoplasm; nucleus. Lineage: Eukaryota; Viridiplantae; Streptophyta; Magnoliopsida; Magnoliales; Magnoliaceae. The coding region runs from base 586 to 2133 and encodes 515 amino acids. Gene Ontology annotation, biological process: protein phosphorylation.